Messenger RNA from Actinia tenebrosa (Australian red waratah sea anemone), 2148 nucleotides. RefSeq names its product protein FAM227A. Lineage: Eukaryota; Metazoa; Cnidaria; Anthozoa; Actiniaria; Actiniidae. The record is from RefSeq and is a predicted model, not a curated record.
GAGGGCUAAACAAAGAUGGCGGAYAUUUGUUUGACAUAGAAACACACAUUAAAAUUUCUAUUUUCGCGUAMCAAGAUUUUUAUCCAUACAAUGGAGCCUUCCAGAAGUACAUCUCCAGCAGUACACAUGGUUACUGAAGGUGAAAAGCUGCCAAAUAUUCUUGACCGCAGUUCGUCAUUUCAUCAAGGUGGAACCGUGAAUGAUAUCACAUGGCAUAUAAGCCAGUUAGACAUGUCACUCCAUGACACCAACCCACAGAAUCAACUAGUGGUUGAUAAAUACCUCAAGGAAUGCGGCGUACAAUAUGAAGAUGAUGAAGAAGAUUUUGGUUAUGGUAGAUUGGUGAUUGAUUAUAAACCACCUAAACCUGUCACCAAGGCUGUCACAGACAAAGAACAAGAGGUCAAAGAAGUUAAACAAUUUGCAGGGAUGUAUUCUGUAUGGACAGCACUACAGCCAACAAGUCACAACCCUUUUGAAAAGAAUAUACUUAAAUGGAAGACAAAUACAAGUAAGAAGAAGGCUGAGAAAAGUAAAGGAAUGAAGCCAAUGCUAGUGGAGCUUCAUGUGUUUCCUGGAUAUGAGGAACAUGAGUUAACGCCACUGCCGCCACCGCUAGUGGUUAAAGGAGUACUGGAAAAAGUAGUAAAUGGACAGACAGAUUUAAAAAGAAAGCCCAGGUUCAAAAAGUAUCUAGUUUCAAUGUUGAUGUCCAAGAUGUCUGAAGCUGUGACACAGGACAUCUUCUGGUGGUAUUUCCUGGACAAAUAUCAGUCUGAUAAAAAGAUUCAAGAACUAAUUUUCAACAGAAUUGCCCAUAACUAUGUGAAAUUAUUCUUCAUGGCCCCGAUGAAUGAGUUCAGAGAUACUUUCUUCAAGUGCUUUCCUGACUUGGUUUCCCAAGCUGUUUAUUGUACUUUUUGUCUGGCUUUUCCAACAUCUUACAAGCAGUUUGAUACAAAGUUUAAAGAGCAUCUCCUACAAUUAGUUUACCAAUGGAUGGUUGGCACUAAGCCAGUUCCACAUUCAUGGGACAAGUGGAAUCUAAAUGCCCUGGAGCCUUCAGACAUGAGAAAAGAUGAACAAAUCAAAAAAGAUGCCUCUAAAGGGUCAUUGGUCAAUCUACCAGUAGACUUAACUGAAGAAAACCUUUCCAGACAGUCCAGCAAGAACCUACCUCAGAUAUUAGAGACAAAGACUAAUGGACUGGACAGUAGAUUUAGUAAUAUCAAGAAAAAGUCAUUGCCAUCCAGCAUUAUCAACAAGGAGUCUCCAUCUUUCUUGUCUCUUCCUGAGGAAAAACGAGAUCUCUCCAAUAGACUGUCAGUAGAUAGCAUCGCAUUUCCAGCCUCUACAACAUCCAGAACCACAGUCAAAGAAUCUUACUCAUCAAUGAUACAGCAAGCACAAAGAAAUGCCAAAAAGAAACAAGAGUCCCAUCCUGUGGGUAAAGGUCCAGAGUUCAAUCGUUCUGUAUUCGAUGUGUAUGGGCACAGUCCUUUAGUCGAACAAUUCCUCAAGAAACAUCAACUAGCAAARGAUGCUGGGACAGGAAUACUGGUUCAAAGAACAGAAAUAACAGCUUUGCCUCCCCUGGAGGCCGAAACAUAUAAACAACUUAUUAAAAAAUCAUUCAAAAAGACAAAAGAAAUGUGCUUUAAUUACAAAAGACUACACGAGGAAGAUCUCAAGAAGCGCUCRCAGUUCGCCAGAAAACAUAAAGAAGGAUAUCAUGAUUACGUCAGGCGACAGAACGACUUACUGUCCAGACAAAAAGACGUCAAGAAAAUAAGCGAUCUUUUGGUUCUUGAAUUAAUGAAAGACGGUGAUGAGCAGAGUAGCGGUAAGGCAGCAGCGGCUAUAUCAGUAGCGAUGGGAUUUACUUUGCCAGAAAGUAAAAACAGCUAAGCUGAUGAAAAACACUAAAAAAAAGUAAUUAUAAAUGAAGAUAAAGAAAUGGAUUAAAGUUUCAAGGUGAAUUUUGGAUGAGUGGGAAGCCUAUUCGAGCAUYUUGAUUGGAUGACUCGAAUGCUGGUGUUUUUGAUUGGUUUAGACUAAAGUCAAUUAAUAAUCGUGGUAUUACCUCCGUCGAAUUCUUCUCUAUUUUGUAACCUACUGUAGAUAUAUAUAUAUAUGUAUUUUUGGACA